GAGGAAGGAACACAUCUUACCGCUGGUCUUUCUUCACUUUUGUCUUAAACUUAAACUGAGCACGAGUGAAGUCCUGGUCAUCGAGGUUGUGUAUGAGAUGCAGGCUUCAAGAAUGAACUGUGUUUAAAUACAUUUGGACACUUUGUAAAAAAAUAAAAACUGUUGAGGAGAUGGCUGGCACCAGUGGAUUUGAAGCCUCGGCGGUUAGUGUGAUUAAACGGGCAGUGGAGUUAGAUGGCAAAGAACGCUUCACUGAAGCGUUAGUCUGCUACCAGGAAGGACUGAAUCUACUCAUGGAGGUCUUAAAAGUGACAACAGACGACGCAAAGAAGCGAGCUUUACGCACCCGCCUGGGCGACUACAUGGACAGAGCAGAGAAAAUAAAGCAACACGUGGAGAAAGAAAAAGAAGCUGGCAAAUACCACGAACAAAUCCACAUAGCGGCAGACUCCACCCACAACAGCUACAGCCGAACCUUCGGCCGUUUCCUAGACGAGUUUGUGACGGAGGUCCACGUUGAGGAUCCUUACAUCCGGAAUCCUCACCAGUGUUACAACUUCCUGAGGCUGUGCGAACUCCUUCUUGGGGGCAAGACAAAAGUCAAGAGGAUAAGCUUGCUGACGGGACAAGACCAGGGAACGGCGCAACAGCAAGAGGCAAGAUUUGAGGAGUUGAAAAGAAGCCUGGCCGAGUAUAGUGUAACGUUAGAUAUCAGUUACUCAUCGACGCUACACGACAGAGAGAUCAGAUUAAACAACGGUUGGAUAAUCAAGAUCGGUCGAGGUCUCGACUACUUCAAGAACACGGGCAAGUUCAGCAUCGGUUUCUGCGACAUGGACCUGCGCAAAUGCCACGAGACAACGGUCGACAUCUUCCAUUCCAAACACACCACGAAGAAAUGAUACUGGCCGGAAACAAAUGCAGAUAAUAAAUUUAUCCUCUUUGUUUUGUUUUCAACUGAUGCAAUAUUAAGAAACAAAGAAACACAAAACUUGCCCAUAAAUCUGCUCCCUGCUCUCCCUCAC
This is a messenger RNA of Patiria miniata (bat star), 1025 nucleotides long. Its product is annotated as MIT domain-containing protein 1-like. NCBI's taxonomy places the organism in Eukaryota, Metazoa, Echinodermata, Asteroidea, Valvatida, Asterinidae. Gene Ontology annotation, biological process: midbody abscission. Gene Ontology annotation, cellular component: midbody. The transcript has 6 exons. The coding region runs from base 171 to 902 and encodes 243 amino acids. The record is from RefSeq and is a predicted model, not a curated record.